GACGUGAAGUGAGCCUUGCCAGAGCAGCGGCUCUGCAUCCGCGCCCUCUGCCUGGAGAAGGCGUUGGGGAUGGGGAGGAGGAGUCGGCCGUUCAGACGAGCUGAAGCGGUCGUUGCUCUCUGGGCACACCGAGGUGCAACCACGGUCACCACACGGCGGCGAGCUGCUGCUAAAAGGCACGUAGAGACUCAGGCUGAAAGCAUGAAUGUCCGUGCCGCAGUUCAGGUCUCGGGCUGUGGAGAAUGCCCGGCCCUGUCACUGCUACAGGAGGGCAGCCGGGAUACCGCCUGUGUGCGGUGUGAGCAGGUUAAGGCUUAAGCAAGCUGACCAUGGGAGCCGAAAAAGGCGGAGAAAACCCCAUCAGGUAGAGGACUUGAAUGGCUGAAGUCCCUUUCAGCUUCCACCCUGCAUUCUACUGCUGCUCUCUAAACUGACGACGUGAUGAAUGUCGGGCAGGACACGGCCCGGCUGCUGGCAGCUGAUUUGAGCGCAGCCAUACAGGUGAGACUUCCUGAUAGGUUAGGACAUGGCCUUGGGAACGAUGCUGGCAGCUAACCCAUGGGCAGGGUGCCACGGAGCAGUUACCCUGUUGCACAACCCUGCCUGCUUUCCGGUUAAAGCUAUGGGGGAUCAGCUGGUCCUCCAACCCCACAGGUAAUCUGGGGAGAGAGAGUGGGUGUCCCAUUAAAACCCUUAAAAUCACGCAUCCAAAUAGUGGAAAGAGAGGGACUGAGGUGCCUUUUUGAGACUGAUGUGGGCAGACUGGGAGAGGCAAAGUCCAACCCAAGUCCUUCUGUCAAAAUGAACCAAUAAUAAAUGCUCGUUGUUUCUGAGAUGUAUGGCUGUUGCAUGCUGCCGAUGGCCUCUUCCCUGCACAUUGUGAUUCCUCGCAUGGCCAGGCAGGCAGGAGGCUGGGGAAAGCAUGCAGCACCCGCAGCAGCACAGGUAAUGUUGGUUCAGGCCCUGCUCUGCAGUGGGGGAGUCGGCUUUCACUCUAAUGAGGACCUUUGGCUCCAUAGGAUGUGCUUUGUGGAGUUGUUCGUCCUGUCAUUAGUGGUGACUUCUCUUCAGCAGUGGAACAAGUGAAACACUUAGGCCUGGAGGAUGGUUUUUUUUUUGGCUCCAUCCCUGGUAAGUAAUAUCUCUAUCAUUUCUCUUGCCUCUCCAGCUACAGGUCUGAGCUGGUCCCACAGCACACCUUGCACAUUGCUGUUGAUCUGAUGUGUCCCAGUAAUCACCGUUUCUAACACAGAGGGCUGUUCACUGCUGAGUGGUUUCAGAGCCGUUUGGUGGUGCCUGAGUGUAAGAUUUGGAUGAAGAUUUCUGGUUAGUUCAGCGGUGGGCCUUCUUGGGUCACCCAGAGGAGGGCUUCUCCCCUGGGUGACCCUCAGCUGGAGAAAAUGGGCAUGUUGAGGCUAGGGAGAGGGCCUAGGGGGCAAAGCUGCACAGCAGGGUGGUUGUGAGGAUCUCAUACGGUCACUUCUCACAGGCACUUAGGCUAGAUUUGUCACCGGGCCUCAGCAUCCACUGCUGUUCAUGGCUGCUUCUGCUGGCACUGCUCUGGUCCAUGCUCCCGUACCACAAAUGGGAAAGCUGCUCCUGUAUUUAGUCUCUUGUCCACACAGAGACACUAGGUGGGACAAAAGGCCUUAUGGGCAGCCUGUUAGCAUGAGGUGUGCUCAUCCAGAUCAUCAAUAAAAAGGGCUGGCCCCAGUACUGACCCCUGAGGAACACAGCUAGCGACUGAUGGCCAGCUGGAUUUAACUCUCCUCUCCUCUCCUCGCCACCUCUCUCUGGGCCCAGCUGUCCAGCCAGUUUUUACCCAGUGAAUAGUACAACCAUCCAAGCCAUAGACUGUCAGCUUCUCCAGGGGAAGAGGGCGGGGUCUAGGGGGAUGAAGUCUAGGUAGACAGCAUCCACAGCCUUUCCCCCAUCCACUAGGUGAGUCACCUGGUUGUAGGAGUCAAGGUUGGACAAACAGGAACAUGAAUUCAUGUUGGCUAGGCCUGAUCACCUGGUUGUCUUCAAUAUGCCAUGUGAUCACACUCAGGACAAUCUGCUCCAGGACCUUCCCCAAUACCAAAGUCAGGCUGACAGGUGUGAAGUUCCUCAUGAAGUUCCUGGUGGCUACCAGCAUUUCUACAUAUGCCACAGGAGUCCAGUCUUUUGACUUGCCUGGGCCACAUGGAGUGAAGAGGAACUGUCUUGGGCCACACAGAAAAUACACAGUUAACGUAGAUCAGUUACAAAACUUAUUUUAUAUAUGCAUAUCUUUUAUUAAAAGGUAAAAAACAGCAACAAAAACGUAAAACUAGCGGCAUAUGUAGCUUUGUUUUGGUGAGCCUCAUGCAUCAGCUUCUGGUUCAACAGCAGUGGCUGCAGUUCUUAGUGAGUUCCCAAGGGGUUUGGCAGAGGUUGUACAAAAAGAGGUCACUCACUACCUGGGAGCUCAGUCCGGCCACGUGCCUCACAGCAGGGCCGAUGCCAGGGCCACGGCAGCCCAGGGCAGCUGAGAGGGGCUGUUCGAGGUGGGGCCGAAGGCUGGGGCUGGGGCGUUUGUGACAUCACGGUGCGUCACAAUGCGGGGCUGGUAUUGAGGCCAUCAGCAGGCAGCGGCUGCUCCACUUUGGCCUGGGCCAGCGAUCAUGGCUUUGGCGUUUGUCUUCUCGUUGUUGGCGCAGAGAGUGCCAUGUGUUGGUGAUUAUUUGGAUGAGGAGACCCUCAACCGCAUGCGGCAGCGUGAGGUGUAUCUGCAAGAGCAGAUGACAAAGCUGCUGCUGGAGAUAGAAGAGAUGGAAAGGGCGCAGGGCAGGAUGGGCUUGCAAGCCCUGCUCUUUGCUUUGUUGCCAUACUGGAAAACUGUGAGCGUUCUUUGUCUCUUCAUCUUUCUGUUUUGGUUCGUGUGGAAGAUCCACAAGAAGUUCCGGGGCGUUGAAGACGACAGUGAUGUGGAGAGCUCCAGCAGUGAGGAGCAGCAGCAGGAGCAGCAGGAGCAGCAGGAGCAGCAGGAGCAGCAGGAGCCGGUGGUGGAAGUGGAAGCGAAGGAUGAAUUUGUCUUUGCUGAAGAGUUCUGGCCAAUCCAUACCCAUCAAGAGGAUGGUGAACUGAUGCUCUCGCUGUUGCGUUACCUCAUCGAUAUCUGCCAAUAUAUCGUGGCGGAUACUUUCUAUCCAGUGCCAGCACACACCACCGGGGUGGGCAGUGUCUAUGAAGGCUGGUGUCCCCUUGUAAAUGAGCCUGUCUUCUGCAUGGUUGUGUCCCUGUUGGCCCCCCGUGGGCACACUUUCCACCCGGAUCUGGGCACCCCAGGGGAGCUGCCAGCGAGGAACUCCCGUGUCCGUGUAGAGCUGGAAUGCACGUGCGGGAGGGAGCAGGAGAUGCGCAUGCGAUGCUUCCUCCACGCCUCCGCGGAAGAGCUGAGAAAUCAGCAGUCCAACCUCCUGCAUAGCCUCUGCACUGACUCCUACCUGGAUGUGGAGAAGACUACCCAGUGGUUCCAGAAGCUGAUCGGAAAUGCCUGGAAAUGCACGCAUUUGUCAGCAGUGUGCAGCAUGAAUGUGACACAGUCCAAGCGCUCCUGCAGGCUUCAGGUGACAGAUGUCUACAAGAAAAUCUUCUUAGUUGAGAUGCUGUUUGGCGUACAGCAAGAUGACACGGACAUCUUUCUGAGCAGCCAGGAGACAGAGGUCGGUACUACUCCCAGCACGACCUGGCCACAGAGCUGUGCUGUGGCAGAAGCGAAGUUCUUCCUACUUGUAGCCGCCCGUGCUGAGGAGAGGAAUUUCUACAUCAGAUAUAUGCAAGUGUGCGCCUAUAUCCUGGUGGGCCUCAACUUUUCAGAUUAUGAACUGAAGACAGUGCUCAUGCACCUCCUGACUGCCAUCCCUUUGGAAAGCUGGCAUGGGAGCUAUUUCCUGGAGCGGAUCGAUGACCUCUUGCGCUACCUGCGCUGCUGCGUGGAGGAGAAGCAUCUGGGCCACUUCUUCAUUGGAAAUGAAGACGUGCCUGCGGAGAUUAUCUUGCCGCAGGAUUUCCGAGAGUCCGAACCGCUCAACCUCUUCCAGCACCUGGAGGAUGCCGGAAAGACAUGAGCAGGCACUGCAGGAGUUGGAGGAGCUGCAAGAUCGGCUCAUGAGCCUGCUGAUCUAUGGGAAGUGAGAGACAUCCACUUGUCCCACAGACGAGCACCCUGAACACGGAGAAGACACCGCUCCGUAGGCAGUGGGAAUUGCUCCUGGAUGUUUUCUCCACACUGGGGCAGCCGAUGAAGAGGGUGCUGCGUGAACACUUGAAACAGAGACUCUUCAAACCAGCUGGGCAGAGACCACCCAGCCUCUCCAAGAGCAUCUGUUUGCUCCGGGAGCAUUUUCCCCUAGGAAGACCGGCAAUGAAAGACUUGCUUGAAGAACCUGAUCUGAAGAAGUAGAGCACAAUGUACUUUGUGACGUGUGCUUAGAAAGAGCUGAUGCGAAAAAGCAGAAAUACCACCUGUUGAAGUCGCGUAUUUUAGAACUACAGUUGUUGAAUGAUGUGGUUAAUUCUCACUUCUCAAGCUCUAGUAGAAUUAUAUUCAUAUAUUAUCUAUAGUAUCAGAGACUAGAAAGUACGUUGUGAUCUGUUCUGUUCUUUUAAUAAUUUUAAUAAACAUAUUUAUUUUUAUAA
Messenger RNA from Gallus gallus (chicken), 4662 nucleotides. It is a transcript of the gene ITPRIP8A, whose product is annotated as inositol 1,4,5-trisphosphate receptor-interacting protein-like 1. Bases 2646 to 4091 code for a protein of 481 amino acids. Gene Ontology annotation, cellular component: membrane. The transcript is spliced from 3 exons. NCBI's taxonomy places the organism in Eukaryota, Metazoa, Chordata, Aves, Galliformes, Phasianidae. The record is from RefSeq and is a predicted model, not a curated record.